Ceraceosorus guamensis is the source of this 2368-nucleotide messenger RNA. RefSeq names its product MFS general substrate transporter. Gene Ontology annotation, biological process: transmembrane transport; basic amino acid transport. Gene Ontology annotation, molecular function: basic amino acid transmembrane transporter activity. The transcript is spliced from 4 exons. Gene Ontology annotation, cellular component: fungal-type vacuole membrane. The coding region runs from base 247 to 2109 and encodes 620 amino acids. Lineage: Eukaryota; Fungi; Basidiomycota; Exobasidiomycetes; Ceraceosorales; Ceraceosoraceae. The record is from RefSeq and is a predicted model, not a curated record.
CCCGGGGGGUCUGGCUGCUGUUCUUUUUCCCAAAUCAAAAUUCUUCAUCUCGAUCCUAUACCUUUCCUCCUCUCCUCUCCCACUGCUCACUUAUUGCAGCGUGCUCGAUUUCCCACACCCUGCUCUGAGCUCCAUCGUCAGCCUCGUCGACGUCCGUACUGACUUGUCGUAAAGACCCGAACUCUCUACAGAGCUCCUCCUGCACGACGUCCUUUCCGCCAGCGACUUGACUCACCCAAAGCGAUCAUGUCUGCUCCGUCUGAGCGCACGCCUCUGGUCAAUGGCGCUCCAGCUGGAGCUGCGCACCGCCCUGGUAGCCUGGGCACAUUCAGGACCUCACAAGACUCUCAAGCCACCUCCAGCACUGCCUACACCGACGAGGAGAUUCUGGCACAGGAGAGCGCAUUCAGCGCUAUCCGCGAUGCCUCUCAUGGUGUAGACCCAAACUCGUCCGCAUUCAUCCCUCCUCCACCCGACCAAUCGCACUUCUCCAUCCAACACUCAGGACUGCGCUUGCCUGAUGGGCCCGCUUCGGAAGAGGUGCCAGGCCGCAGGCCUGAUUUGUACAUCAUCUUAGGAGCAAUGUGGAUCGGAACAUUUGUAGCGGCAUUGGACGGAACAGUGGUUGCGACGAUCCAAUCUCGCGUAGGAUCCGAAUUCUACGUCAGCAAAGAAGUGGGCUGGCUAGGAACUUCCUACCUCUUGACUCAGACCGCCUUUCAACCCCUGUACGGAAGACUGUCGGACAUCUUUGGAAGAAAGUUCGCCACGCUCUUUGCUUCGGCUGUAUUCGCUGUUGGAACUCUGUUCUGCGGACUGGCUCAGACGUUCCCGCAGCUUUGUGCGGCUCGAGCUAUUGCUGGUGUGGGAGGCGGUGGCCUCACAAGUAUGUCGACUAUCGUUACCAGCGAUCUCAUUGACCUCAAGAACCGAGGAACCUAUCAGGGCAUUGGAAAUCUUGUCUACGCGGCAGGUGCAGCCCUCGGCGGUCCUAUCGGUGGUGCACUUGCUGAUGGAGGUCUCGGGUGGCGUUUCGCAUUCCUCAUGCAAAUUCCUCUCUGCCUGAUACACCUCGGCGUCGUUUCGUGGAAAGUGGACAUCCCGGCUGGUCCAGGAAGCAUGAAGGACAAGUUCAAGCGCAUCGACGUUUGGGGAGCUUUGACACUCGUCAGCAGCAUCACCCUCAUCUUGGUCGGCUUGAGUUUGGGCGGAGCGGAGCGAGAAUGGAGCGAUCGCUUGGUGGUGGGGACGCUUGCUGCUGGCGCAGUUGUUCUCACUGCCUUUAUCCUCGUGGAGAAGUACGUCGCUAGAGAACCUUUGAUGCCCAUGGCGGUGCUAUUCAACCGCACGCCCGGCGCAGUGGCUUUGGCUUGCUGGUUCCUCAGCAUGAGCCAAUUCGGCAUUUUGUUCAACGUCCCGCAGUACUUUACUUCCGUCGAGGGCACGUCCUCCUCCUACGCCGGUCUGCACUUGAUUCCCAACGCCAUCGUGGCCUCAAGUUGCUCCCUCGGAUCCGGUUUGAUCAUGGCUCGAACUGGCAACUACCGUACGAUGAUGCUGGCUGGAGGAAUUUCUGGAGUGGUUGGACCAUUGGCUAUGGUCUUCUGGCAACGCAACGUGACUCCAGAGUGGGCUUACUGGUUGACAAUGCCAUGGGGAGGAGCAGCGUUUGGCAGCAUCCUCACCAUUACCCUCGUAGCUCUCAUCGCCUCCAUCGAUCCAGCACAAAUGGCAGCUGCUACAGGCGUGACGUACCUCUUCCGAGCUACCGGAAGCGUGUUGGGCAUCUCGCUCACCAACGCCAUUCUUCAAAACAACCUCAAGGUCAAUCUUGGCAAAGCUCACUUGCCUCGCAAAAUCAUCGAAGAGAUCAGAGCGGACGUGUCGUACAUUCAGAGACUGCCGCCGAAGCAAAAGGCUCUCGCGGUGGAUGCUAUGCAGCUUUCCUUUAGAAAAGUCUUUAUCUUUAUUGCCGUCACUGGGUUCCUCGCGUUUCUCUCUCUCUUGCCCAUCAAGCAGUACACGCUGCCCGGUAGCCCGGCCAAGAACCCACCUAGCGGCCAGGCUCAACGUCAACAGACGAUCGAGGAGGAGGACGAAGACAUUUGAGCUGGCGAGGAGCCCAGCGUUGCAGCUCUUUGCAAUCCGGCGCCCCCUUCCCUUUCGGCGAAAGUGGCCGGCUUGAGCGCCUACCCUGUGCGCGCUCAAAGCCAACCGACCAUCGUUUCCCCCUCCAUCAUCUCACCAAUCCUCCCCCUUCACUUCCCCCCCCCACACACACACGCACACGUCAAGCAAUGUGUCUCGCAAAGGUGUUUGUUGUGAAUGCACGAGUCUGGAAGUCAAUCGCAUGCAUUUAAUCAGCGGA